Eremothecium gossypii ATCC 10895 is the source of this 1392-nucleotide messenger RNA. RefSeq names its product mRNA guanylyltransferase (gene CEG1). The transcript has a single exon. The coding region runs from base 1 to 1392 and encodes 463 amino acids. Gene Ontology annotation, molecular function: mRNA guanylyltransferase activity; ATP binding. Gene Ontology annotation, biological process: 7-methylguanosine mRNA capping. NCBI's taxonomy places the organism in Eukaryota, Fungi, Ascomycota, Saccharomycetes, Saccharomycetales, Saccharomycetaceae. The record is from RefSeq and is marked provisional. Gene Ontology annotation, cellular component: mRNA capping enzyme complex.
AUGGAUUCCAGAGAUGCGCCGGAAGUACCGGGGAUUCGACAGCCUGCGAACGUCACGACGGACCUGAAGAUGAUCAUAUGCAAACUGCUGAACUCUCCCAAGCCCGCGAAGACAUUCCCGGGAUCGCAGCCAGUCUCAUUCCAGCACGUAGAUAUCGAGGAGAAGCUGCUGGCACAGGACUACUAUGUGUGUGAGAAAACGGAUGGGCUCCGGGCGUUGAUGUUGAUAAUCAUGAACCCAGUUACAAAGGAACAGGGCUGUUUCCUAAUCGAUCGCGAGAACAACUACUACCUGCUGAACGGAUUCCGGUUUCCGCGGCUGCCGCGGGCCAACCGCAAGGAGCUGCUGGAGACGCUGCAGGACGGGACGCUGGUGGACGGGGAGCUGGUGGUGCAGACGAACCCGGCCACGCGGCUGCGGGAGCUGCGGUACCUGAUGUUCGACUGUCUGGCGAUCAAUGGGCGGGCGCUGGUGCAGUCGCCCACGAGCUCGCGGCUGGCGCACCUGGGCAAGGAGUUCUACAAGCCGUACUACGACCUGCGCGCAUACUAUCCCGACCGCUGCGCGACGUUCCCAUUCAAGCUGUCGAUGAAGCACAUGAACUUCAGCUUUGACUUGGACCGCGUCGCCGGAUCGCUGGACAAGCUGCCGCACGUGUCAGACGGGCUAAUCUUUACCGCGGUGGACACGCCAUACACGGUCGGCGGGAAGGACUCAACGUUGCUGAAAUGGAAGCCGGAGCAGGAGAACACCGUCGACUUCAAGAUGAUCCUUGAGAUCCCCGUGGUCGAGGACGACACGUUGCCGAAGAAAGACCGCAACCGUUUUUACUAUAACUUCGACGUGAAGCCGUCAUUCCACCUAUACAUUUGGCAGGGUGGGCCGGACGUCAACACACGUCUCCAUGAUUUUGAGCAGCCGUUCUCGAAGAAGGAGCUAGAAAUACUGCAUAGAACAUACAAGGUUUUCGCCGAGUUGCAGAUCAGUGACGAGCAGUGGGCCAAGAUGAAGGCAUUGGAGCAGCCGCUCAACGGACGCAUUGUUGAGUGUGCGAAGGACCAGGAGACGGGCGAGUGGAAAUUCCUGCGUUUCCGCGACGACAAGCUGAACGGUAACCAUGUCUCCGUCGUGCAGAAGGUGCUAGAAAGCAUCAGCGACUCCGUGAAGCUAGAGGAUCUAGAGCAUAUGAUUCCGCGUAUAAAGGCUAGGUGGGAAGAACGCAAAUCGAAAAAGAGAACACAUUCAUCUAUUUCCGGGCCGAUGCUGCCGCCUGUCGCCGAGACGAAAGCUCCGCGCGAGGCGACACAAUCGCGGUACAUCGACGACGAAGAUUGGUCUGACGAGGCUGAUGAUGACGAUGAGGACAGCCUCAAGAGGGCCAGAAUUGAAUAG